Cylindrotheca closterium is the source of this 2001-nucleotide messenger RNA. The record is from the annotation of a GenBank genome assembly. NCBI's taxonomy places the organism in Eukaryota, Bacillariophyta, Bacillariophyceae, Bacillariales, Bacillariaceae.
AUGAGAGAAAUGAACCGCUGGGGUGUGGACGAUACGUCGCCAGUCCGAUCCACCAAACCGGACCACAGUCUAAGAAGCCUAUCACUUACUCCAGAACGAGGACGACAGGAAUCCAAAGAUCAACCAGCACCGUUUCGAUCAGAAAUUGAACCUCAUGAUGAUGCUGAUUGCGUUCCGCCACAACCACAUACGAUCCGCUCUGGUGUCAAGACUCGUGAGGUUAUUAAGCGUCACUGUCGUACGCGUUCCAGAUCUCUUGAUAUACUUUUCUCUUCAGGCAAUGACGAUAUCGCGCCCAGCAAACCGAAACGUGUGCUGUCCAAAAGGAAUGUUUUCAGACAGGAAGGAGGAAACAAAGAAGUCGGCCACCGCCGUAUGCGAUCUAGAUCUCUUCAUUUGCACAUGGAUUCCAUCUUUGCCAUUGCAACUUGCGAAAAGUCACGGGGCAUGUGUGAGCCUCCUCCGUCCUUGACGAAGAGUCCACCACAAGAUCGAGAAUCAGCAGAAACCAAGCACAAAGCAAGUGGUAAUAAAAAGAGAAAUCUACACCGGCGUACACGUUCCAGGAGUCUUGAUUUGAACUUGUUGAACGCCUCCAAUCUACUCACUACUAAUCCAACCUGUGAAAAUCCGAGUGAUCUAUGUUACCCUACUCCAUCCUGGAUGGAAAAUCUGUCCAUGCAGAAAUUCCCCAACACAAGAGGUAGGAGAAAUAGUAGUAGCAAUCACCGCGGUAAGCGAUCCAGAUCUAUUGUGAAACGCGAUCUCCCACCAUCCCCCCCAGACCGUCGCGACAGUCACAAAAUACCGGAUGCUGCAUUGCCAACUGAAAGCUCAAACACCGAAACGAAACUAGGGGACCAACGAACAGAUAUGUGCAUUGCUCCCUCAUUCCCUCAACGUGAGCUACUGAGGAGGAUCAGUUCCUUAACCAUGGAUAAUUCGCUUCGUUGUCAACGACGCACUGGGGCCCCUGUAGUGGUGGUCGAUACUGAUGCUCGCCAUGUGAGGAGAAUCAGUUCCCUAAGCAUGGACGAUUCGCUUCGUCAAAAACGCACUUUGGGCCCCGUGGUGGUGGCUGAUACUGCUCACCAUGUGAGGAAGAUCAGUUCUCUAACCAUGGACGAAUCCCUUCGUCAAAAACUGACUGUGGUGGUUGAUGCUGUUGAACCAAAUCCACGAAAUGCUCAUAUUGCCGAAUCUACUAAUCCACAAAAUACUGAUGCUACUGACCCUAUUCCACAAAAGACUGUGCGCGAAGAUCAGGAUCCGCAUCUUGAAGAAACGAAUGGACAUGUGCAAAAGUUCCCAUUGGUGGUUAUGCCACUCGAGGAAGAGAAACGUGGGGACGAAUCUUUUGAAUAUGAAACCUCAAACGGUCCUCUGUCGGCCCAUCAAGAAGGGAAGGAGAACGAAUCCUCCGAGUUUGAAACCUCAAAGGCUUCCCUUUCGCUCCACCAAGAAAUCCAAGCAAAAGAAAAGGAGCAGUCAGCACUGCCACCUCCUCCGCCACCUCCCACCAGGAGAUACACGCCGCCAAGUCCGCUCUGCUUCAUGGAGACUCAUUCCAGAAUUAGUCCUCGAUUGAAGUACAAUCGAAAGAACAAGACUAACAAACCCAAGCUAUCACCAUUCGCUUACAGCAUAAGGAAACAAUAUCUGGCUGCUUCACAACGAUACGAAGAAUCAAAGGAGGCUCCUCCUGCUCCUACAAAGUCACCAAGAAGCAGCAUGGACUCCAUGUCGCAUGACAUGUGGUUGCUGGCCGACCGAACGUCAGCAUCAGCGACUCAGUACGACGAGACUUUCGACGGAGAAUUAUCUGGGGAUUUCUCCAGCCAGCCCCAUGACACCAACAAGCACGAGAGCGUCAAGCCAUCCAGCCUCCAAUCCCAAGUCUCACGAAAGUCGAGUGGAAGCGACAGGAAUAGGUUCCGCAAGCCACCCUUUCCAUUGCAAACAGUCUCCACAUUUCUAAUGGGCUGGAAGGCAAAAAAAUGA